Durio zibethinus is the source of this 671-nucleotide messenger RNA. RefSeq names its product succinate dehydrogenase subunit 7A, mitochondrial-like. Gene Ontology annotation, cellular component: respiratory chain complex II (succinate dehydrogenase). The record is from RefSeq and is a predicted model, not a curated record. NCBI's taxonomy places the organism in Eukaryota, Viridiplantae, Streptophyta, Magnoliopsida, Malvales, Malvaceae.
UGCAAAAAGUUGGAAUUAAAUUAUUUUCGCAACAGGGUUAAGCCCAUCUGGCUUUCUCCUUCGCUCGACAUAACUCAGCAGCCAAUUUCUUCUUCUUUAAUCUGAUCUCUGAAAUAUCAAAAUGGCCUUUUUCCUUCAAAAAAGUAGCCUUGCCAAUUAUUUACGAUCAUCUUAUCAGAAGACAGAGGGUUCCUUGGCCGUGCCAAGUCGAGCAUUUCACGUGGAACUUGGGGAUCGUGAGAAAGCUCUCUUGGCAGAAGACCCUUCUCUAAGACGAUUUAACUCUUAUAAGAAGAGCGUGAGGCGACUGAAGAGAAUCGGGGAUGUUCUGACAAUUGUCGUUGUAGCAGGUUGUUGCUAUGAAAUUUAUGUCAAGGCAGUAAUGCGAGAAGAAGCUCGGAACCAGGCGAAGGCCUCUGGUGGAAGUGAAUGAGGCUGUGCAUGUUUUUGCUUCUGUGCCAAAAGGAAAAAGUGUAUGUUUUGGCGUUUGCUUUUGUUUGUUUUAGCCAUUAAUGAUUUUGUCUCAUUGACAAAUAAGCAAAACAAAAUGUGCUGGUGUGACAUUCUUGAAUGUAAGACCUUAUUCAGCAAAUUGCUAUCAGGUUCUCAUCUUUCAAAUAAUCUUUUUUUUUUGGUUUAUGAUGAUUCCAGUAACUUCAGAAAAUUGACCU